Messenger RNA from Punctularia strigosozonata HHB-11173 SS5, 201 nucleotides. RefSeq lists its product as uncharacterized. The record is from RefSeq and is a predicted model, not a curated record. The coding region runs from base 1 to 201 and encodes 66 amino acids. The transcript is spliced from 2 exons. NCBI's taxonomy places the organism in Eukaryota, Fungi, Basidiomycota, Agaricomycetes, Corticiales, Punctulariaceae.
AUGACCGAGAAGGCACCCCCGAGCAAGACGAACGGGAAAACAUUACUCGACCUGGUGUCGAUUCAGCGGAGGAUCAUGCGCCGGUACUGGAACGCGCGCCCUCGGCGCGAGAGCGCCCAUACGUUUGAGCCGAGGUCGAGGACGUCUGCGCGCAUCCUCAAGGAGGUCAAGUACGCGGACGGUAUUGGCGCACCACAGUGA